UUGGCGGGUUACGUACGUUUUCGGCAUGGGCGCUCGCCACGUACGUUUUCGGCAUGGGCGGUCGCCACGCCCGUUCGUGUUCAGCGAGGUCUGCUGCGUCGUCCACGAAUCGUCCCCGUGCCCCGGUCCCAGGUCACGCGCGGACCCACGUGUAGCGGCUUCGGGAGCUGCUGCCGCUGCUGUGCCGGUCCCAGGUCACGCGCGGACCCACGUGCAGCGGCUUCGGGAGAGGAUUUGGGCCGUCGCGCGGCGGCUUCCGAUGCGUCUCCUCGCUGAGCCCGCCGAAGCAGUGCUCCACAGUGAGGGCACGUCGCAGCAGUGCCGCGGCAUGGGCAUCCUCACAGUCCUCCUCCGGACGGCCAUAAGUGAUUUGGGUGCUUGCGUGCUUGCUGCUUGGGGGAAUUUUAUCACAACUUGGAGAAGACCCCUCGCCAUUUUGCAUUUCCAAUCGUCGAUGGGAGACGUGUUGAUCCUGGAGCUCCAGCGUGGAAACACUUCUGUGACCAUAUGCGCUCGUGUUUCUCGUUUAUGGGAUUUCUGUGAUCCUCAGGAUGAAGCAAAGUUGCUCCAUUGUGAUAUGGUGCUGCUUGACGAAGAGGGAAACGGUAUCCAUGCUGCAAUAUUCCCACCAGUCAUACAAAAGUUCAAGCCUCUGAUAAAAGAAGGAGUCGUCUACAACAUCACAUACUUCCGGGUCAGAGCCUCGAACAAUUUGUACAAGCCUGUUUUCAAUGAGAACAUGAUUACCUUUACAAACUGGACAAAAUUGGAGGAGGUUGUUGAGGUUCCACCAGCAUUUCCUGUGCUUACCUACUCACUCACACCGAUAGACCAGCUCCAUUUGUGUGUCGACAACAGGGAGUACUACACAUAUGCCAUUGGAAUUGUCACUUCCAUCUCGGUCGUGGCGCCGCACCGAUCCAGAGGGCAACAUACAACCAACUCUAAGAGGACUAUUUCCCUGUGCAAUGUCAGCAACAACAGUUCGGUAAAUGUUGUUCUCUGGGGUGGGCAAGCUAGCUUAUUCCCUGGAGAACAGAUCUACAACGAUGGUCAGUCCUCUCCACAGAUCCUGAUGUUUGUUGGCACGCUUGUUAAGAAAUACGCGGAUGGACUGUGCUUGUCUGGAGGCUCACCCUGUAAGUGGUACAUUAAUCCUGAUGUUCCUGAAGCAGGUGCCCUCAUGGCUAGUGCGAGGAAAGCACAUAGUCCCAUUAAGUGGAACGAGGUUCUGUCUUCGAAUCAGCCUAUGCCUCAUGUUCCUGAGGAACAGAAAAUCGCUUACAUCAGAGAUCUGCACCCAUUUGAGAAUAAGGAUAGAGAAUUUUUGGUGACAGUCACUGUAAAAAAGAUUGGUGAUAGGUGGUGGUACAGUGCAUGCAAAAAAUGCACCCGCACAGCUGUGGCUCAUGGGGAUUCCUACAUGUGCGGCGAUCAAGUUUGCGCUACCAUUGGCACGCCCAACCAAAGGUACAAACUGCUUCUCACUGCAGGGGAUGAGACAGGUGACACAGACUUCAUCCUCUUUGGUCGGAUGGCGCAACACAUCAUUAAGAAGCCGUGCGAUAUGCUCAUUGCCAACAAUCCGAUCGGCUUUAUUCCUGAUCCAAUCACAGAUCUGCUCGAGAAGACGUAUAUAUGGAAUGUGAGUUUCUCUGACCACACAAUCAAUACUGGAAAUAUUUGUUUCCAGGUCAACGCAGUCGUGGCAGAGAUAGAUACUGCAAAGGACUCCAUACAAGCAUCUUCAUCGGGGCCAAAACAGUCACAAACUGUGCUUUUGCAAGGCGCACCCAGUGGCAUUGAAGACACUCCGACCAAAGCCUCUAGCUUGGUCAUGCCUUCAACCCUGCUCACGUUACAAAGUUCCGCAACCAGUGUGCAAGAUAAGGUGUGCAUCCCAUAGACUUUCAGAUUUAUGUUGCAAACAGUAUGCGC
Messenger RNA from Zea mays, 1938 nucleotides. RefSeq lists its product as uncharacterized. The transcript is spliced from 10 exons. The record is from RefSeq and is a predicted model, not a curated record. Lineage: Eukaryota; Viridiplantae; Streptophyta; Magnoliopsida; Poales; Poaceae. Bases 26 to 1906 code for a protein of 626 amino acids.